Messenger RNA from Pestalotiopsis fici W106-1, 2382 nucleotides. RefSeq lists its product as uncharacterized. Gene Ontology annotation, molecular function: carboxypeptidase activity. The coding region runs from base 1 to 2382 and encodes 793 amino acids. The transcript has 3 exons. The record is from RefSeq and is a predicted model, not a curated record. Lineage: Eukaryota; Fungi; Ascomycota; Sordariomycetes; Amphisphaeriales; Sporocadaceae.
AUGGGGAAGAUGCCGAGUGAGCGGACGCCACUGAUCACCACGGUCAAGGUUGGGGAGGUGCCACGGCGCUACCCGCACCAGACCGUGAGGCGCUUUUGCAGCGUCGCCUUGGGCUCAUCUCUAGUAGCUUUGCUGCUCGUCUUUUUGUGGACCUUUUCCUUUGAUCCCCAACAGCACCACCCUCACCACGAACAUGGCCGCCACGUCUCAUUUGAUGAGCUGAAGACCAUCCUCCUAGAAACACCCAGCGGCGAAAAGGCUGGCGAGUGGAGCAAGUAUUAUACAUCCGGACCUCACUUGGCAGGCAAGAACUUGUCACAGGCUGAAUGGACUCGAGACCGAUGGAAUGAGUGGGGUGUCCAGUCAGAUAUCGUGGCUUACGACACAUAUAUCAACUACCCUGUAGACCACCGUUUGGCAUUGCUGGAGAAGCCGGAGUCCGAGGGCUCUGCGGCCUGGAAGGUUGCCUUUGAGGCCACCCUGGAGGAAGCCAUUCUCGAGGAAGACGAAACGAGCGGCCUCGAGAACAGUGUCCCUACUUUCCACGGAUACUCUGCUAGUGGCAACGUGACGGGCCAAUUUGUCUACGUCAAUUACGGCACUUACCAAGAUUUUGAUGAUCUCGUCAAGGCAAACAUUACUCUCGAGGGCAAGAUUGCCCUCGUGCGAUAUGGAGGUAUCUUCCGUGGCCUGAAAGUCAAGAGGGCCGAGGAGCUCGGCAUGAUUGGUACAGUCAUCUUCACCGACCCUGGUGAUGAUGGCGAGAUCACCGAGGAGAAUGGCUACAAGGCCUACCCCGACGGUCCUGCACGCCACCCUAGCAGUGUGCAGCGUGGAUCAGUGCAAUUCUUGAGCGUUGCUCCCGGUGACCCUACCACACCCGGAUAUCCGUCAAAGCCCGGUGUGCCGAGAGAACCUGUGGAGGGCAAGAUCCCGAGUAUUCCUUCCCUGCCCGUCUCAUAUGCAGAGGCAAUUCCUAUCCUUCAGGCAUUGAAUGGCCACGGACCCAAGUCGUCCGACUUUAACAAGUACUGGACUGCCAACCAGGGACUUGAAUACAAGGGUGUUGACUACAACAUCGGCCCUUCACCCGAGGGUGUUGUCCUCAACCUCUACAACGAGCAAGAGUACACGAUUACACCACUGUGGGAUGUUAUUGGUAUCAUUAACGGUACCAUCCCGGACGAAGUCGUCGUGGUCGGAAACCACCGAGAUGCAUGGAUUGCUGGCGGCGCGGGUGACCCGAACAGUGGAUCUGCCGUAAUCAACGAGGCCAUUCGCAGCUUUGGAAAGGCCCUGGAAGUCGGCUGGAAGCCUCUGCGCACCAUUGUGUUUGCCAGCUGGGAUGGUGAGGAGUACGGUCUGGUUGGUAGCACGGAAUGGGUUGAAGAAUACUUGCCUUGGCUGUCGGGUGCCAACGUGGCCUACAUCAACGUUGACGUCGGUGUCCGCUCGCCUGUGUUUUCGGCUUCGGCCUCUCCAGUCCUCAACAAGCUGAUCUAUGAAGUCACGGACAUGGUGCCCUCUCCCAACCAGACGGUCUUCGGCCAGACGGUUCGCGACACCUGGGACGGGCACAUCUCAACCAUGGGCUCGGGCAGCGACUUUACUGCUUUCCAGGACUUUGCCGGUAUCCCUUCGCUCGACAUGGGCUUCGGUGGCCAGUCGGCUGACUCCCCCGUCUACCAAUACCACAGCAACUACGACAGCUACCACUGGAUGAGCAAGUUUGGCGACCCGGGCUUUGUCUACCACAAGACCAUGGCUCAGGUCCUCGCACUCGCCGUGGCCAAGGUGUCGGAGACGCCAUUGGUCCCCUUCAACGCCACAGACUACGCCGACGCUCUCAAGGGCUACGUUGAAAAAGUCGAGCAGAAGCUGAGCCCCGCCGCGGGCUCGACGGAACCCAGCACCGAGGCCGAGAUCGCCGCGUUCCGCUCUCGCACUACCAACACGGACCUGACGGCCCAAAGCGACGUCGAGGCCUUUAAGCUCUUCACGCUCAAGAAGCUCCAGGACUCGAUUGGCGAGCUGCGCCAGGCUGCCGUCGCUCUCGACGCCCACGCCGCCGAGCUCGCCGCCAAGGUCGACGACGAUAUCCCUUGGUGGAAGUGGAUCACCAAGCUCAAGCUGCUGCACCAGGUCCGCGCUACUAACACAAAGUACAAGAAGAUUGAGCGCGCAUUCCUCUACGAGGGCGGUCUCGAUGGGCGACCCUGGUUCAAGCACGUGGUCUUUGCGCCUGGCAUUUGGACUGGUUAUGCCGGUGCCGUCUUCCCAGGCUUGGUGGAAAGUAUCGACAACAAGGAUAUUGCCAAUGCCAUGAAGUGGGUGGAUAUUAUCAAUGCUUGCAUCAAGAAGGCGACUAAGACCAUCAAAUAA